This is a messenger RNA of Gopherus evgoodei (Goodes thornscrub tortoise), 1216 nucleotides long. RefSeq names its product coiled-coil domain containing 85B (gene CCDC85B). Gene Ontology annotation, cellular component: nucleus. Bases 104 to 709 code for a protein of 201 amino acids. The record is from RefSeq and is a predicted model, not a curated record. Gene Ontology annotation, biological process: negative regulation of DNA-templated transcription. Lineage: Eukaryota; Metazoa; Chordata; Testudines; Testudinidae. The transcript has a single exon.
CGUCAGGGGAGGCUGCGGGCCGGGGGCUGAUCUUCGGGUGGGAGGAGGCGGGGUGGCGGCGCUGGAAGGGGCGGGGGAGCAGGAACCACCUUGCGGCAGCGCGAUGGGCAGCGAGGCCGGCGAGCCGGCGGCCGGCCGGGCCCUGGCCCAGCUGAGCGACUCGGAGCUGGGUGGCUGCAGCAAGGAGGAGCUGGUGCGGCGGCUGCGGCAGGAGGAGGCGGAGAAGCUGGCGGCGCUGGUGCAGCGAGGGCGGCUGAUCCAGGGCGUCAAUCGGCAGCUGCAGGAGCAUCUGCGGGAGAUCCGCGAGCUGAAGCAGGUGAACGAGCGCCUGGCGGCCGAGAACCGCGAGCUCCGCGACCUCUGCUGCUUCUUGGACGACGACCGGCUGAAGGCCAAGCGGCUGGCCCGGGACUGGCAGCUGUUCGGGCAGCAGGCGGCCCGGGUGCUGCGGGACGAGCUGGCCGCCUGCCUGCACAAGCUGGCUGGGCUGGAGGGGCUGCAGGAGCGCCUGGCCGCCGAUAACCUGGAGCUCAAGGCGCUCUGCCUGGCGCUGGAGGAGGAAUGCGCCGCCCGCGCAGACAGCAGCCCAGUCGGCUCCUCGGAGCUCAGCCUGCCCUGCGGGCCCCGGGACCUGGGCGACGGCAGCUCCAGCACGGGCAGCGUGGGCAGCCCGGACCAGCUGCACCUGGCUUGCUCACCCGAGGACUAGAGACUCCCCCAAGGGACCGGGGGGCCAGGACUCACCCUGACUAGAGACCUCCCCGGGGGCCUGCCCCCUAGGACUGGACUCCCUCAAGGGGCCAGGAGCCCCCCUCAGGGGAGCUGCUCCCCAGUGACUUCACCCAACCACCCCCAUCAGAAGGACUGGAGAGCAGAGGAUCCCCCCCAGGCUAUUGAUGGGGGUCUCUCCCCUGGGAUCUGGGCAAGGGGUGCUGCAGAGGAUGCGGGGGGGGGUCAUCUCCUUGAAGAUCCCAGUGCAGACUUUGGGGGGGUAGGGAAGGGAGCUGCUAUCUGUGGGGAAGGUCAAAGAUGCAUUUUGGGUGUCCCCCACCCCCCAAAACAGCAUUUCUCUGGCUUCUUCAGCAACCUCUCUCCCCCCCAGGUGCUAACUCCAACCCCACGGUGUGGUGAGAGCAGUUUGACUCAGGGGAUGGGGGAGAUUAGGGCAAACCCUCCCCAAAAAGAAGUAAAAAUAAUAAAUGUUUUAAAAUUGCUA